CGGCAGGUCGUGCUCGACCGAACUGAUGAGUUUAGACGCUCCCCGUGUGUGUUUGCCAAGCUCAUUAUGGACGGCCUGCUUCAGUGUGUGUGUGUGUGUGUGAGGAGUAGGAGGUGGCCGAGAGAGGGGAGUGACAGGUGAAAAGUUUGGAUUCAGAUUGGAGGUUUAGGGGCUUCGUGGGUCAGCGGAUCCGCAGACCAUUAGGGAGAGGGGUCUGUGUGUGUGAGAGAGAGACAGAGAGGGUAGACCAGGGGGUCUCUAUUAUUGUAUUGGUGAGGAGUAGGAAGGUGGGGUGGGGGUGUUUGUAGGACCCCAUGCUGCUGGGACCAGUCUCUUCUUUAAAGAGGGACGACAAAUAGUCAACACAUUUGCUUUUAGGGCGCGAGACUGAGACUCCAUUGUCUCACGUGUGUCGGCCUGAUGGGAAACAUGACCUGAGCUGAGUUAUAACUGCUUUGUGAAGCGCUGUAUCUGGGUAUAUAUCUGGACACCCAGACGAAUCUGAGGAACAUUAAGAAUCAUAGUGAAGUCUUAAAAAAGACGAUAAAACAAGGUCUUGCAGCGGUGACGAAUGGGUUAGAGCUGCAUAAUAAACCUCAGCUCUCAAGAUGAGUUUUUGAUAGCACGAAGCUGGGAUGAUGUUUCUCUUGGCCACAUGUAAGAUAAAGCAUUCCUGUAUGUGUUUCUUUUACGCUUCUAGACUGGGACUGAGCGUAAAAGAUAAAUGUGCGCCGGGUUGAAGCGUUAACUUAAGCAUGCCAUAUUGUAAAGACCCGACAAAAGGAGUCAGUGUAAACAAACGACUUGAGUGAAAUAAAAAAGGGAUUUGGCGAAUCCGAAUAACAGACAUUCACAUGAAUCUCAGCUUAAUUCCAGCUUUAGCCUUUUAACCCCUCUGAUCAUCACUAUUUACAUCUAAGGCUUUCUUUUAUUCACGCAGAGCCCCUUGUUUGGCUUCUGGAGUUAAAGCAGCAUUAAAAGGAUAUUCUAGACUUUUAAUGCUGCGAGAGAUUAGAAAUUCAAAGCAGCAGAAGCAGACAUUAACUUUCCUGCAUGAGUCAAGCUCCAAAAAAAAAAAAAAAAAGCUUCAAAAACAGUCCUAUAAUUAUCGCGGCGUAUCGUCUUUAAUUAGACCCUCCCCAGCUCCUAAACACCUCCAGUUUUUUGACAAUUUUAACCCAAGACAAAUUAACUUUAAAUAUUUUUUUUUUUAGCUCCCUGAUUUUCAGGAGACGUGAUGGAACCGCCGACUGUGACUAAACUGAGGUUAAUUUGGAACACUCAUGGAACAAGACGUUUGACUAGCGAGGUUUGAGCAAGUCAAAGACCUUGUUUACAAUCUGUCCUCCGUAGUACUGUGUGCGGUUAACGCUUCUGCGUCAACUUUACGCCAUACGCUGAUGUGCACAGGAAUAAUUGGUCCGCUUGGUGGUGGCGUCUUUCCGCUAUAGCGUUUCCGGCUGCUUCUCCAUCUCCACAGUUUUCAAAUUGAUUGUUUUGGAUCAAUAAAGAACAAACAGUGCAGCCAAACUUUUGACCCUUUCGAAAGUUCACUUCCGUCACGUGUAACGUUGGCACAGCUAAGGGGGCGGUAAUUAAAAAUUCAGUGGCACCAAAACGAACCCAAAUCCUACCAUUUGUGUCAGCACCGGUACCAUUAUGGUACUGAAUAUGUGUACAAACCCCUACCUGAGGAGGGGAUACAAACUUUUGUAGAACUCGUCUUCAGCGAAAGUAGAAAGUGAAACAGGAAACAGGAAGUAGAAACAAAAAUUAGCCCGACUGUCAAAAAAGACAGCGCAGACCAGGGUUUGGGUCGUGGUUUUACUGAGUGAGCCCGACUGACGGCUUAGGCUACGUACGUAGGUUAUACCGUCUAUGUCUUAAGGGAUUGUAAGAACAUUUCGAGGUGGUCACCUGCGUUGCAUCGCCCUCAAAUUUAGUUCACGUUCAGACUAUUUCAAACAGGUGUGAACCAAUCUUUUUUUUUACCUCCCCGUUCCUCCACAUUUUGCAUGCACGCUCUGUUCGGCCUUUUCCUCUCAUCUGGGACACAAUGAGCAACGCGGUGUCUCUCAGCGGACUGGGAGCUUUUGUCCGAGCCGUUAACCCCCCUCUCCUUCUUUUAAAAAGCGCUGGCAUGUGUGUGAUCUCUGGAGCCGUGUGCUAACAGCAGCAGUUCGGGAUGCCCCGCUGAGAGCGUAGGAGAUGGGGCAAGGACGGGAAAAAAAAAAAAAAAAAAAAAAAAGACGCUGCCCUCCCGGACCAGGCUAAAAGUUUGAUUUGAGGAGUAGAAGAAAAUGUGGAAGAAGAGGGAGAAAUGAAGAAGCAGGGGGAAAGAUAAAAAAGAAGGAGAGGAGGCACUACUUAAUGUGGAGCUCCUUGUAAUUUGCUGCGGGGAUAGAGGGAGGAGGAGUCAGGGGGAGGGGAAUACCCAGCAGGGAGGGAGCAGGAGAGAGCAGAGGCCAUUCACUCCGACACACACACACACACACACACACAAACACACACAUGAACGCUGACAGACGCACACAGUGUUGCCACAGGAGAGAGGGAGGGAGCGAGGCAGUCAGACAGAGGAGAUCCUCAGCAAAGUGAAGUGAGAGAAAGAAAAGAAGAGAAAAGAAAGAAGCAAGAGGAGAGUGUUCAGGAGAAAACGCAGCCUCAGAGAGUGUGUGCGUGUGUGUGUUUUGGAGGAGCCGACUGCACGAUAGCUCCCAGGAGAAAGCCAUCACAAUGAUUGGGAGAAUUUGGGAACUCUAAAGGGAUUUGUUUCUUUUUAAAAAACUGAAGCUUUGCCGGGAAUAUUGCUUGGAAUACUCUGGAUAUGUGACCCUCUCUGGAAAACUCCCCCAAAACCUUCCUUUUAAAUCUCAUCUCACUUCCAUUUGUGUUGAAGUGGAGCCAAGCCACAAUGCCUACCGACGAUUAUAGCUACCUGCCUGAUGCGCUGCCUCCUCUUCCUGAAGUCCCGGACUCCGGCUCGGCCCUGAGCUCCGCUGACAUCCCAGCCCGCUGCCUCCGCAACCCGGCCUUCCGCCACGCACCCUCGCGCUACUGCUCUGCCCUCAGCAUGGACUCCUCGCCGGACAGCGCCGAGAGGCCCAUCAGCUACAGCUCCACCUCUUCCUCUGCCUCCUCCCGGGACAGCCACUGCUCGCUGGGCAGCCGCUCCACCCUGGUCGCCACCCCUCACUGCAACCCCGCGGCCUCAGACCGGGACUCCGGGGCAAUCCGGUUGGAGCUCGUCCCCGCCAGGCAGCUGGGAGAGGAGGAUGACAGGAACGACAAAGGGACGGACACGGGGAGGGGGCAAUGGAGACAGGGCAGCAUGCAGACGGCGACGGAACAUUCAGAGCCUGAGCUGCUGAGCCCGGAGGGAGGAGAACGGACGGGUCAGGUGCAGGGGCCCAGGACGUACGUGGACCGGGUGGUGCAGGAGAUAAUGGACACGGAAAGGACUUACGUGCAGGACUUGCGGAGCAUUGUAGAGGACUACCUGGAGUGCAUCAGUAACCAGUCCCGACUGGCCUUGAGCUCUGAAGACAAAGGCUCGCUGUUUGGCAACAUUCAGGACAUCUACCACUUUAACAGGGACCUUCUUCACGAUCUGGAAAAGUGCAACGCAGAUCCCGUGGCCAUCGCAGAGUGCUUCGUAUCAAAGAGUGAAGAUUUCCACAUUUACACUCAGUACUGCACCAACUACCCACGGUCGGUAGCCGUGCUCACAGAAUGCAUGAGGAACAAGGCGUUGGCCAAGUUUUUCCGCGAGCGCCAGGAAUCUCUGAGACACUCCUUGCCCCUGGGCUCCUACCUGCUCAAGCCAGUGCAGAGGAUCCUCAAGUACCACUUACUGUUGCACGAGAUAGCCAACCGCAUGGAGAAGGACACGGAGACGUACGAGGUCGUGCAGGAAGCCAUAGAAACCAUGCAGAGGGUGGCCUGGCACAUCAACGACAUGAAGAGGAAACACGAACACGCCGUGAGGUUGCAGGAAAUCCAGAGCCUCCUGACCAACUGGAAGGGCCCCGAUCUGAUCGGCUACGGGGAGCUGGUCCUCGAAGGGACGUUUCGUCUGCAGCGAGCCAAAAACGAAAGAACUCUCUUCCUGUUUGACAAGCUGCUGCUGAUCACCAAGAAACGGGAAGAAACCUACACGUACAAGGCUCACAUCCUGUGCUGCAACCUGAUGCUGGUGGAAGUCAUUCCUAAAGAACCGCUGAGCUUCAGCGUCUUUCACUACAAGAAUCCCAAAUUGCAACACACAGUCCAGGCCAAAUCACAGCAAGACAAGCGCAUGUGGAUCUUACACCUCAAGAGACUCAUACUUGAAAAUCAUCCUGCCAAAAUCCCUGCCAAGGCCAAACAAGCCAUUCUGGAGAUGGAUGCAACGCAUCAUCCCGGGUUUCAUUACAGUCCCGAUGGUGACAAGAAGGAUUCCCCCCAAACCAAGGAAGGCCCCACUCCUCGUAGAGGACGCAGGAAAGAACCUCUUUCCAAAUUAUUGAAGAAUGCGAAGCAGAAUGCUGCCAACACCGAUGGUGAAAAGCGAACAAGUCUAGGAGCUACCCUGCUUUCUCCGGUGUCCCAGCUGGCUCUGGGCACUAUAGGGCGCAGCCGUAGCCUCAUCAACCAAUCACAGGAGUCCCUGGAUCCGGGCGAUCACUAUGACCACAGCGACCGGGAGGAAGGGGAGGAGCCACAUCAGCAGGACGCCGAUGAUGAGGACGACAGCGGACUGGGUGGCGGAAAAAGGCUCCGAGUUCCUGGCAAAAGCAGCAGGAAGAGGCUGAACCCUCAAGCAUCGGUCGACAGCAUAGAACAGUGGAAAACGUUUAACAUGAGCCCCUCAGACCUACAGAGAGCCAGAGAAUCACUAGUAAGGGAAGGAAGUCACCACCCUCCUCUCCUCAGGACGCCCCGUGUGACAGAGGAGCCUCCCGACUCCCCUAUUCCUGCUGUAAUAGUCACAGAAAGUGACCACUCCAUGAGGAACAUUUGGGCCGACCAUCGGGCUCGCAGGGCUAUGUUCCCCACGCGUCAGAGGACGAUGCAGCCUGAUGACGAGGAAGAGGACAUCUACCAGAUGUUUGUCCCCACGGAGCAGAGCGGGCCAGAACCAGAGGUGGCCCCGGAAAGACCGGAGCCUCCGCCAUCACCCAGGACAGCUCGGCCCUGCAGCUGGCACGUGGAACAGGUGCCAACGGUGCAGAUCGACCCUCCGCCCAAUGGCAGCAGAGUCCUGCGGAGAGCGAGUAGCGCUGGGGAGAAGGCUACGGAGGCUAAAGGGAGUCCUGAAGAUGAUCAGUCCGGUCACAGCAACCUGGACGUGAUCCACACCGAGUCAUCCAGCAAUGACAUAUCUGGGUCCUCUUCAGCCGAGCAGCUGACGAUAGACGAUAUUGAAAAUGUGUAUGACAACAUCAGCUAUGAGGACCUGAAGAGCAUGGGCCUCAUCAGGAGGGAACAUGAAGAUAGCCAGUCGAGGAAAGAGACAUCUACAGGUGUGCAGGGUUCCCAGCGCGAGGCAGCCAGGGAACCGAGUGCUCCAGGGGUCACGGAGUCCGCGGUUGAAGCAGACGCUUCGUCGGAGAGUAACCGCUCCUCGACACAAGAGGGCAAGACAUGUGAGCUCAAGAUAGUUGAGGAGAAUAUCUAUGACACCAUCUGUUUCAGGGAGCCACCACCAAAAGAGACAAAGGGAAUGAAUGAAGGCAAUAAACUAAAACAAGAGAGGGACAGCCUAAUGGCCUCAGAGCAGGACCUGACUGAGAGUCUCGGAGGGUUUGUGUCAGAGGAAAGCCUCCACUCUGGAGACGUAGAAGGACCAGAAGCCUCCGGUCUUGUCCCGUGUUCUUCCGAGCCGGACUUUUCCUCCUGUUCUGCCUCUGAGAACCUUUCUCAACGCACACAGAAAGGAGAUAAGAUGUCUGAGCAGGUUGACGAGAUCUGGAAUGACUUGGAGAACUACAUCAAGAACAAUGAGAAGAAAGCUGAUCGGCUUCCUGCUGCAUUCCCUGUGAGCGCCAGCGAGUCGCCUAAGAAGAAGCCCUCAUCCGUCAAAAACAGCCCAACAAAGAGCUCUCCUGUAAUUAGUCCUCAAGCAGCCAGUCCCCCAGCCAAGAGUCCCCCAGCCAAGAGUCCCCCAACCAAGAGUCCCCCAGCACAUCAGCCUAAAACCCCACCUGUCACCUCCACGCCUUCAUUCACCAUCCCACUGAUCAACCUCCCUGACCUACAAAGCGAAGGCACCAUCGAAGAAGAAAGCCACAGCCCCGAUCCCACGUCACGCCCCCUUCCCGCAACCCCAGAGCCCCCCCCAGGCACGGUGAAGAACAUCCGUAACAGGCUCGCUCGCCUCAGCAGCGGCAGCUUCCGCCUCGAGGACGACGAUCUGGUGGAGCUCCCGCAGCGAACCCCCCCACCCAGAGACACUUCCCUCAAGGACCUUCACAGUUUGUUUCCAGGGGAGCUGGCGGGUCUGGACUCCCCCCUGGCGUCCUCCUCUCUCCUUCUGGGCGAGUCCGUGGACCUGGACCUGAUGGAAAAAAGCAAGAGCCGCGUGUUCUUAAUGGCACGGCAGUAUAGUCAGAAGAUCAAGAAAGCCAACCAGCUGCUGCGCAUGAGGAGCAUGGACCCCGGAGACGCUUGUAGUCGGUCCAGAGCGGAGAAGAAACAGAAAGACCUGGCUGCCAUCUUAGAGGAGAAGAAACAGGGCGGUGCAGCUAUAGGUGCAAGAAUAGCCGAGUACUCCCAGCUCUACGACCAGGUGAUGUAUAAAGAUUCUCCUGGUCAAGGCGGUCAGACCUCUGCUACGCCACAUCACAUGCACCCAGGGCUGUCGUCCUCCCCGUCCAUGCCCGAGACGUCCCUGGAGGAGGACUGGCUCCACUCCACCUACAGCAACGGAGAGCUGGCCAGGUUCGUCUCUUCCAGCGAAGGCGCCGAUGCUCGGGCGUCCUCCACCCCUCAGCGCAGGCUCACCUCCGCCUGCUCCAUCCCUUCUCUGAAGACCCUCCCCGCUUCUCCAACCUCUCCCCCGUCUCAGAGAUGGAGCUCCUGCAUGUCGGCGCCGAGCGAGAAAGAGGAGCACGUGUACAGUUCCAUUAAAAGGCAUCCCUCCUUCAAUGCGCCGUCUUCACCCUCCUCAAAGUGUCCUCCGUCAGAGCACUGUCAGUCAGCCGGUUCUCUGAGUGGCCAGCAGCAGGAGAAAAACCACCAGUCUGGACUCAAAUGUAACGGACCCGCCGUGGAUCGAUCCACAGACAGAUUUCCCGGCCACAGUCUGGGCCGGAUCGGUCGUCAGAGCAGCCUCCCAGAGUGGUCUACCCAGGGACAGUCGGAUCUCACUCUACACGACGGCCAACAGGUGGUGGUGCUGAAUCGGGCCUCUGCGCUGAGCAUACUCACCGCCACCCAGAACUACCUGGCCAACUUUAAGGACAACGAGGAAGACGACGAUGACUAUGUAGAGAUCCGCUCGGAGGACGAGAGCGAGCUGGAGCCGGACAGGCUGGCGCAGAGGAACGGCAGCACGGCGGCCCUUUCCGGUCAGAACCGGGGCCUUUUGCACACUCAGAGCCUGCCGUGCACCCCGGUCCACUCCUGCAACCCGCUGAGGUCCCUGGACCGCGAGCAGCUCGAGAAGUACCUGUGGAGCGAGCCGCAGCAGAACCAGCCCAACAUCGUCCAGUCUCUGAGGGAGAAGUUUCAGUGUCUGAGCUCGAGCAGCUUUGCCUAAGAGCCAAAUAUACAUUAACAUACAGCAUAUAUAGCAACAAAGGGGACACUACUGCUUUGCCUUGAAUGACUUUCAUCAUAAACAACAAACAGAAGUAAAUAUUACACGCCUGUCAACCAUUUCUUUACUGCAGCCACAUUUGUAAUGUGAACGCCUAUCGUUUAUGGUCUGAACGCCACAUCGAAGCCUGCUUGUGAGCUGACUUAGCACUUCUAGAUGUCCGGUGGUAAAGGUGGCAAACUGUCGUCAAAGCAAAGCUCUCGGUUUGAGUGUUACUGAAUGGGUUUUAAUAAUCAAAAUGAAUCUUUCAUUGCUUUCCACGUGAGCCUCGGAGUCCGAUAUCUCUAUUGCGCAGGUGCAGAGGGUUUUUACCGCCGUGUCAGGAGUUCCUUUAACUUUGCUCUUAAGGUUAUUUUAACUGCAUCUUCACCUCUAGUUUUAUCUUAACCUCGGUAGGAGAGGUCGAAACCCAGUCUCGGCUUGGCGUUUUUAAUCGUGCUUACACUAUGAAUCAGCUCCGGAAUAAGCCGCUUUACAAAAUUUACAGUGUUUGGAUUUUGCUACUCAAGCUAGUCGGUUUUUAGCAAUAAUUGUAACGAACAGGAAUCAACUGUAAAAAAAUAAAUUAAAAAAAGAAAAAAAAUCACCGUCACAACAUUCGGUAGGUUAAGUAUAACUAGGCCCGUUAGGCUAUCUGAAGUUACCGUGUGUCGCUCUACUUGCCAGCUUCGUCGUCAGUAGGGGUAUCGUGCUUUAAAACUCGAGAGAAGACGCUGAUAUCUUUAGUGAAUCUAAUAAGAAGCCUUAGUAUUUAUUUUGAAUCUGUGAGCGGAUCACAAAAGGUUUUUACGUGUAAUAAUCUGGGGGCAUCAUCUCACCUCAUCUUGACGAGUAGAUGAUGUAUCUUUUUUUUUUUUUUUUAAAAAAGAAGAAAUAAUGCUAAUUUGUUUAUAAGAGGGACCACAAAGGAACGUUAAAGCUAAAGGACUACAGUACUGUAUUUGGUGUACAUUUUCUUUUUCCUGUUGUUAUUUUUACCUUGUUUGCUGUUACACUACUGAGAUCACACCCUUGCUCAUUUCAUUAAUGUUCACGGUUAUUUUCUCUGCCCUUGGAGCAAACCCAGGAUUUACCACACACACACACACACACACACACACACACACACACACACACACACACACACACACACACACACACACUCACACACACACUGUGUCCUAUUUGAAAGGAUCACAGCCCCUUGUCAUUCGUAGUGCAAGCCACAGGCUGGUUGUAAAUGAAAGUAAUACAUAUUUAUUGAAAGACUGUUCUCUCUACUAUUAUUUAGGGACUUUCACCGAAUUCGAAAUCAAAUACUGUGAAUGUUAUCGGAGAAUUGUCGUUUUUCUGCCACGCACUGGUUAAACAAUCAAUCACAAGUCACAGGAAAAGUUGGUGAAAGCACAACACCGCGGCCUACUGUUCAUAUCGGGAACUCAAACGUAAGUUAGGAAUAUGAAGUAUGUUUUUUUUUUUUUCUCCUCACUGUAUAUUUUUUUUGUCCUCUGUUUCACUGGUGGGGAUUGUUGGUCUUCAAUGACUCUUAUUUUGCACUUUUUUUCAGUUUCUGUCUUUCUUUUUUUAAUUUUUUUGUAAACACUUUGUAAAGAUGUACAUUUUAGGAAGGUUGUUCUUGUAUGCCAUAGGUAUGCUUUAUAAAGCUUUGAUGUUUAAGUUAAGUGUUCUGUAUUUUUUUAACUGCCUAGUCGUCAUUGCUCAACAAAAACAAUGUAUUGGAGGUAAUAAAUUCAGAUUAAACUAA
Mugil cephalus (flathead mullet) is the source of this 9545-nucleotide messenger RNA. Its product is annotated as pleckstrin homology domain-containing family G member 1. The record is from RefSeq and is a predicted model, not a curated record. Gene Ontology annotation, biological process: intracellular signal transduction. NCBI's taxonomy places the organism in Eukaryota, Metazoa, Chordata, Actinopteri, Mugiliformes, Mugilidae. The transcript is spliced from 17 exons. Gene Ontology annotation, molecular function: guanyl-nucleotide exchange factor activity. Bases 2915 to 7741 code for a protein of 1608 amino acids.